ACCGCAUAACAUCUGAAUAAGCCGUCGAUCACCCCGAAUCCCGAUCCUUGUUGGGGCUAGGGUUUUGUUAUACUUCGCUGCUCAUCCCUUCCUUGAGCCAUGGGGACGCCAGAGACCUCGCGUGAGCCGUGCCCUGAUCGAAUCCUUGACGACAUCGGCGGCGCCUUCGGUAUGGGUGCCGUUGGCGGCUCCGCCUUCCACCUCAUAAAAGGCAUCUACAAUUCGCCCAACGGCGAGCGCCUAGCGGGAGGUGUGCAGGCCGUACGCAUGAAUGCUCCCCGCGUCGGCGGAAGCUUUGCUGUGUGGGGAGGCCUAUUCUCAGCCUUUGAUUGCACCAUGGUUUAUGUCCGUCAGAAAGAGGACCCGUGGAACUCCAUCAUUGCCGGUGCCGCCACCGGUGGCUUUCUAUCUAUGCGCCAGGGUCCUGCAUCCGCUGGAAGAGCAGCAAUUUUCGGUGGGAUCCUUCUUGCACUCAUCGAGGGUGCUGGCAUCAUGCUCAACAGAGUCCUCAGCUCUCCGCAGAACCUGCCUCCUAUGGAUGAUCCCAAUCUGGCGGCGAUGAUCGCAGCUGGAGGAGGAGCCACAUCCCCUCCCGGUUUCCUUCCGCCAGGGCACAUGCCACCGGUUGUUGCCCCGUCUAUGAUGCCGUCUGCUGUGAAGGCAGAUGAUACCGGUGCUUCUUCUUCUUCCUCUUCUUGGUUUGGAGGCAUAUUUGGCGGUGGAAAGAAGCAGGAUGAAGCAAAGAACAGAGGAGUUGGAGCAAAAACUGAAGUCCUGGAGAGUUUUGAUUCGCAAAGUACGCCUAUCCCAACGUUUGAGUAUAAGUAGAGCUGAAGACGAUGAAGGAUUAAGGGACUUAGGCUCUAUUUUCUGAUUCAAGCUGAUGAUUUGGUGCCGGAAGAAAAUUGUUUACAGCCUUGCCUUCUACUAAGCUUCCUCUUGCUCUCUGAGGUGACUUUGGUUGCAUGCUGUACUGAAGAAUAAGUUAUAUGUUGAUAUUAUAAAUAUCUUAUGGCGAUGGAGCUUUGAAAAACCCCAAUUUGUGUUAGUUUAAGCUUUAAUGUAUCACUUUUUCGAAUGGCCAAAAACACCAAUGGACUUUUCUUUGCCUAACAAAUGAAAGAGGGCAAAGCCAUAUCAGAUAGAAAACUUAGCUCGCUGCAAUUUUAUGAUUAUUAUUUGAAUAAUUUGGUUUGGUUC
Dendrobium catenatum is the source of this 1200-nucleotide messenger RNA. Its product is annotated as mitochondrial import inner membrane translocase subunit TIM17-2. Gene Ontology annotation, molecular function: transmembrane protein transporter activity. Gene Ontology annotation, biological process: protein import into mitochondrial matrix. NCBI's taxonomy places the organism in Eukaryota, Viridiplantae, Streptophyta, Magnoliopsida, Asparagales, Orchidaceae. The record is from RefSeq and is a predicted model, not a curated record. The coding region runs from base 100 to 828 and encodes 242 amino acids. The transcript has 2 exons. Gene Ontology annotation, cellular component: TIM23 mitochondrial import inner membrane translocase complex; mitochondrial inner membrane.